AUGUCUCUCCCACCCCUCCCUCUCCCUACAGGGAUAACAAGCCGCAACGUCCAAACAAACGAUCUAAAUAUCCACAUCCUAGAAGCCGGCCGAACCCCAGAAAAUGAUAAACCACUAAUAAUCCUCCUCCAUGGCUUCCCAGAAAUCGCCUAUUCAUGGCGCCGCGUGCUCCCAAAACUAGCAGCAGCAGGCUUCUACGCCGUAGCCCCAGACCAGCGCGGCUUUGGCCGCACCACAGGCGGGGACAUACGCAGCUAUGAAGACGUCGACUUGUCAACAUUCUCGCUGUCCAGCCUGGUGCGGGAUAUCGUGUUCCUCGUACAUGCGCUAGGUUACCGCUCUGUACGCUGCGUUGCUGGCCAUGACUGCGGAGCCGUAUCAGCAGCUAUGUGCGCUCUAAUGCGGCCAGAUUUCUUUCAAAGUGUCGCGCUCAUGAGCCAUCCGUUUAAUGGGACCCCAGAUUUACCAUUUAAUACGGCCAAUGCGGAUGUCGCCGCGGUUGGGUCUUAUAUGGCGGCGGGUGGUGGGGGUGGCGCUGAGGGGUCGGCUACUGCGGUGGGGAUCCAUGAGGCGCUUGCCGAGCUCGGGCGCAAGCAUUAUAAGUGGUACUAUUCAACUAAGGAGGCAGGACUUGAGAUGUCGGAUCUAGGGCCCGAGGAGAUGCAUCGCUUCUUGAGGGGAUACUUUCAUCUGAAGAGUGGUUCGUGGCCGGGGAAUCGGCCACAUCCGCUUGGGAAGUGGUCUGCGACCAACUUAGUUAAGUUACCUGGGUAUUAUAUCAUGCCGUUGAAUGAGACGAUGCCCGAAACUGUGGCGCGCUAUAUGACGCAUGAGCCGUCCCAAGGUCUGGCCUCGCACUCGUGGCUGCCAGAUGAGGAGCUUGCUGUUUAUGUGGGUGAGUAUGGCCGCACGGGCUUCCAGGGCGGGCUGAAUUGGUAUCGUGUUCGCACCGCUGCUGGGGGGCGGUACACAAAGGAUUUUGAUAUCUAUGCUGGGAAGAAGCUCGAGCCGCCUUGCGCUUUUGUCUCGGGCAAGCUGGACUGGGGUAACUAUCAGGAGCCUGGUGCCAUUGAGAAGAUGAAGAACGGAGUUUCGUGUGCUGACCUGCGUAUCUGUCGGUUUGUGGAUGGGGUUGGACAUUGGACGCCCCAGGAAAGUCCGGAGGAGGUGGCGCGGGCGAUUCUAGACCUGAUCGGAGGUCUGCAUGACUAG
Molecule: messenger RNA, 1212 nt
Organism: Penicillium vulpinum
Lineage: Eukaryota; Fungi; Ascomycota; Eurotiomycetes; Eurotiales; Aspergillaceae
Product: alpha/beta fold hydrolase
Exons: 1
Coding region: 1-1212 (403 amino acids)
Molecular function (GO): hydrolase activity
Source: RefSeq, a predicted model, not a curated record